CUUUGUGUUUUAAGGACCACUACUGUGGAAUCUGUUCUCUAGUGCUACGUGCAUUUUGGUGAUGUGCUUGCUUCAUCUAGCCUUAUUUACAUGAAGGGCUGACUGCAGUGAGUACAUGGUGUCAGUCUUAAACGUUUGCUUUCAGUACCUCCAUAGAGACAGCAGGCAUCAGCUCUAGUAUGUAUCGGAUGUGUGUGAAGAUGGACCAGGCUCAGAGAUGAACAGCACCAAGUAUCAACAGUUGGGGAGAAAAUGGAUGCAGUUAGCCAGGUCUAAGAGCAUGGUGAUGGGGGAGCUGACACGGGCCACGAGCCGUCCAUCCUCCCCUAGCCUCCAGGAGAAAGUACUGAAGGCUGGCUGGCUGAAGAAACAGCGCAGCAUCAUGAAGAACUGGCAGUUGCGUUGGUUUGUGCUGAGAACUGACCAUCUUUACUUCUACAAAGAUGAAGAGGAAACCAAGCCACAGGGCUGCAUCCCAUUACACGGCUGCCAGGUCAACGAGAUAAGUGCCAAUCCUGAUGAGCCUGGACGGCAUCUUUUUGAGAUAGUUCCAGGUGGCACAGGAGAAAAGGACCGAUCAGCUCCUAGCCAUGAUGCCUUCCUUCUUAUGGCAAACUCCCAAAAUGACAUGGAGGACUGGGUUAAAGCCAUCAGACGUGUCAUCUGGGCACCUUUUGGCGGAGGGAUCUUUGGACAGCAUCUGGAGGACACAGUACAGUAUGAGCGAAAGUUUGGGACCCGGCUGGCACCUCUACUGGUGGAGCAGUGUGUGGACUUCAUACGAGAACAAGGUUUGAAAGAGGAGGGCCUCUUCCGCAUGCCAGGACAGGCAAACUUAGUCAAAGAGCUCCAGGAUGCUUUUGACUGUGGCGACAAACCUCUGUUUGACAGUAAUACUGAUGUUCACACGGUGGCAUCUCUGCUGAAGCUGUACCUCAGGGAGCUGCCUGAACCCGUCAUCCCCUUCAACAAAUAUGAGGACUUUCUCACCUGCGCCCAGCUACUGCUCAAAGAUGAGGAAGUGGGCCUCAGUGAGCUGGCAAAGCAGGUGAACACACUUCCUCAAGCCAAUUACAACUUGCUGAAGUACAUUUGCAAAUUCUUGGAUGAAGUCCAGUCUCAUGCAAAUGAAAAUAAAAUGAGUGUUCAGAACCUUGCAACAGUAUUUGGGCCGAAUAUCCUCAGAGCAAAAAUGGAGGAUCCUGUUUCAAUGAUGGAGGGAACCUCUCAGGUGCAGCACCUCAUGACAGUACUGAUUAGUGAGCACGAGAGACUGUAUGGAGGCACGGAGGUUGAGACGAGCAAGACACCUGCUCAGGGCCAGCGCAGCAUGGCGGCUUGGGGUUCAACAGAGGAAAUACAGCACUGUCCCUCUUCUAGCCAGACCUCUAGCCUUCCUGACCACAUGUGUGACAGUGCCACAUCUCUGGAUAUAAACAUGGGUAUGCCCAAUAAUGCAAAGCAGGCACCUCAGGGAAAAGCUGGGUUGGCGGUCAGCCCAAGCAAACAGGCCAAAUCUCUCCCUUCAUGGAAAUACUCUUUUAAAAGCAGCAGUACACGGGCUCAGCUACCUAAGAUCGGAGGCUCAUCUGUGGACGUAUCGAACAGCGGCAACUGGCUGAUGAAUGGCCUGUCAUCUCUGAGAAGCCAUCGGCGCACAUCUUCAGGAGAGCGUGUGGGAAAAGACUCAGUGCUCUCUCAUCGCCUUUCUACCUACGACAACGUAACUGCAUCCAGUGUGAGUGUGCCUAGCGUGGCCAGUUCUCCCUGGUCCACUUCCUCCUGUGAGAUAUCGGUAGCGAACUCGGGGAGCAGUGAGCCUUCUGCACUGAGCUCAGACAAGGACAAGUGGGUGGAGACGAGGGUGGAAGAGAAAGACAUCAUAGAAAGUAGUGAAGCACUGGAAUUGUGUGUAAGCAGCGCUGGAUGCAGUGAGUAUGGGAAUGUGGAGGAGAAUGUGGAUGAAUCAACAGACCCUAAUGACAACUUACAAGCUCUUACCAGCCUUAUCACUGAACUGAAGGAUGAGCUGAAGAAACAAAAAAAUAAUUAUGAAGCCCGAAUACGGAAGCUGGAAGAGAACACUGCAUUGCUGACUCAGCAGGUUGACAGGUUCGAGGAGGAGUUGGACCAGGAGAGGAAGAAAUACAGAAUGUUGGAAAUUAAACUGCGGAACUCGGAGCGAGCCCGUGAGGAUGCAGAGAACCGAAACCGACUACUGCAAUGCGAGAUGGAGGAGUUUUUCUCACUUUAGGAGCUCUAACAAUGAGGAGAAGGACAAAUAAAAUGUGACACUUCACAUUAGAUGCAAUUUUAAAUCUCUUUACUCAUGUAUCAUGGGUAUUCUGAGGCAAUUCCAAGCUGUUUCAUUGCAAAUUGAUCAAAAUGUACGAAAUCAUGAGCGUCCGCCAUGAUGGUGGAUAUACAAAGCAACUGGGAUGGCAGCCGCUGAAAGCGCAUCUGUAAACAAUGCUGAAUUUUCUCAGUAUUACUGUGAUUUGAACGGUCGAGCGAAGAUUCGAUACAAAGAAAAGAUAGAUGUGUGUGGUUUUGACCUGUAUUAUUUAAAAAAGUCAGAUUUUUCUGGGGCGGCACGGUGGUGUAGUGGUUAGCGCUGUUGCCUCACAGCAAGAAGGUCCGGGUUCGAGCCCCGUGGCCGGCGAGGGCCUUUCUGUGUGGAGUUUGCAUGUU
Messenger RNA from Neoarius graeffei (lesser salmon catfish), 2691 nucleotides. RefSeq names its product Rho GTPase activating protein 22 (gene arhgap22a). Bases 218 to 2254 code for a protein of 678 amino acids. NCBI's taxonomy places the organism in Eukaryota, Metazoa, Chordata, Actinopteri, Siluriformes, Ariidae. Gene Ontology annotation, biological process: activation of GTPase activity; signal transduction. The record is from RefSeq and is a predicted model, not a curated record. Gene Ontology annotation, cellular component: focal adhesion. The transcript has 10 exons. Gene Ontology annotation, molecular function: GTPase activator activity.